GACCUCAACGGGCCCCCUUUCUCGGGCGGGAGGAUGCUGGACGUGUCGGAGGCAGAGGAGAUGAACGCCGCGAUCAAGCAGCUGUACCUCAAGACGCCCGCGGGGUCGACGCCGUUCGUGCUGUUCAAGGCCAGGCUGAGGACCAGCAGGAGGGAGUGGCACAUCGAGAGGCGUUACAGUGACUUCGUGUGGCUACAUGAGGCCCUCGUUGAGGCGCGGCAGACAGAUCUUCCUGAGCUUCCCGCGCGACGGCUGUUCGGCGACCCACUGGACAAGAACUUUCUCAAGGGCCGUCAGAUGGCCCUGGACUUCUACCUGACGGGUUUGUUAGCCAAGUACCAGAAGUGGCUGGUUGAGUCCCCUGCCAAGAUGGAAAUCAGGCUGGACCAGACGGGCAACAUGAUGAAGGAGAUGGUGGCACGACAGACGUUGGUAGCCUUCCUGAAUCCCAACCAGGAAUCUCUUCAUCGGGAGGAUGAUAGCGUGAUGGGGGCGAUGUCCGGAUUCAUGCGAACCUUGCGACGUUGAUGGUACAUGCCUCAGAAUUUUUCUGGCUCUCUUUUGUCAAACCUUAAUGGCAAAUUGCGCAGCGUUGACUUUUUAUCGGUUGCAACGGAGGCGGCAGCAGCAGCAGUAGCAUUCACUCGCCGAGAAAAAACAACCUGUGGGGGAGAAAUAGGGAGGUCCUUACAAAGCGUUCUGAGGACUUUCAUUUACUCCUGUCUCGCAGCGGAAGGAAAAGACGCGAGAGAGAGCGAACAGUUGUGGUGCAUCGUACGGUACGGCGUGGGGGAGUUUUUCAUGGACGGAUAGCUGCGUUUAUUUCAGGUCUUGGUAGAAGAAGAAAGUUUUUUCUCGUUGAGUGACGACGAGAAUUGCGAGUGGGUGCCUGAGAUUUUGGGGAGGAUGCAGAGGUCAGCCGCAGAGACGUGGGAUCGAGGAGGAAGAAGCAGCAGCAGCAAGAACGAACUGGAGCAAUUUGACCAGUUGCUUCCAUUAAAACGAAAAGUCUUUCCUGUUUUUUUUUUUGUUUUGAUGUCUCUUUGUUGCCUACCAUACGUUAUUCUUGAGUCCUCAACGAUUGAACGCUAGCUAGUUUUGCGCGUCUCCUUUGUGUAAUUUUUUUCAGAGAGGGGUUUCUCUAUUUUAGCUCACCAUCGUGUUUUGUUGCACCCUCCUGUGUAACGUGCGUUCCUUUUUCUUCUGACGCGACACACACUCAGGCGGUGUUGCGAUGAUAGAAGGGGUAGCCUGAUAUCCAUGAGCGGGUAUUACGUUUCGUUUCUGCUUCCUGCCGUCCCCCGCUAUCCGCCCCACCCACUCUCGCGUUCCCAGCUACCCUAGUCGGAAGAAUGCUUGUUGAUUGUGACAACGGCAUGGUGGGUGACGCUGCUGCAAGUGUUCCAUGGCGUGCACGGAUAACCGCACCGUAUAAAACCCGUGUCCGUUGUUUCUAGAUCUGUAGGCCGACAGUUUUGCCGGGUCCACGCGACGAUAUAUUGGGAGAGAGUGGGGGGGAACCAAGGUCUCUGGUUUUCGUGUAAGCUUUUACUUGGUGAUUACGAUCUGCCUCUUCUUGGCCGAGCCGCUUGGUGGUGGGCGUUUCACCCUUCGUGUUUCCACUCGUGAAGAAGGCGUUUGCGUCGAAGAAAAAAUGAA
Molecule: messenger RNA, 1659 nt
Organism: Ectocarpus sp. CCAP 1310/34
Lineage: Eukaryota; Phaeophyceae; Ectocarpales; Ectocarpaceae
Source: the annotation of a GenBank genome assembly